AUGUCUCUCUCACGCCCCUCACCCACCCACCGCCAAGUCUACCGCCGCGACGCCUCCGCACCCAACACCCUCACCCUCACCACCGAACCCCUCCCCGGCCUCGGAGCCACCGAACUCCCCCCGCACUCCCUCCUCAUCCGUCUGCACGCCAUCGCCCUCAACUACCGCGACAUCAACAUCCUGCGCGGCACGAACCCCUGGGCCACCCUCGCGACCGGCAUCCCGUGCUCCGACGCCGCCGGCACCGUCAUCGCCGCCGGUUCGGGCGUCACGCGCUUCAGCGUCGGCGACCGCGUGUCCCCGAUCCUGGACCAGGCGAGCGUGACGGGGCGCGAGCAGUCGCGGGAGUGGCUAGGCGGGGAGGUCGACGGGGUGCUCGCGACGCACGUCGUGUUCGACGAGGAGAAGGUGGUUAGGAUCCCGGAGGGGUUGACGUUCGCGGAAGCGAGCGUGCUGCCGUGUGCAGGCGUGACGGCGUGGAGUGCGUUGGCGGUGGGGGGCGAGGUGGGGAGUGGGAAGGUGGUUUUGGUGCAGGGUACUGGCGGUGUUAGUCUCUUGGUGCUGAAGCUUGCGUUGGCUGCUGGGUGCAGGGUUAUUGUUACGUCGAGCUCGGAUGAGAAGUUGGAGAAGGUGAGGCGCAUUGCGGGGAGGUAUGCGGAUUUGGUGGAGACGAUCAAUUACAAGACUAAUCCGAAGUGGGAAGAGGAAGCCGUGAGGUUGAAUGGGGGGAAGGGGGUUGAUAUUGUGAUUGAGAAUGGCGGGACGAGCUCGCUGCUGCAGAGUAUUGCUGCGACGGCGAAAAGGGGUAUCGUGAGCCAGGUUGGGUAUUUGGGGAAGCAGGACGCGAAAGAUCUGGAGGGGCUGAUAUCAGCGUUGAUUGAUAAGACUGUCACGCUUCGAGGAAUCAAUGUCGGCUCUCGCCUGGAGUUUGAGGCUUUGAAUCAGAUCGUGAGUGCGAGCCGGAUGCGUUUCGAAGAUCUCAUUGAUAAGACGUUCGCAUUUGAAGAGGCUGAGGAAGCUUUCGGGUACCUGAAAUCGCAGAAGCAUGUUGGGAAAGUGGUCAUUGAGAUCCGCUUGGAAGUAGUCGAACAAACCUAAGGGCUAAUGCCUUCGAGACGUAGGUGCUAUAUCUGAACAGUCGUUGCAGAAAGCUUGUGCUUUCACAGAAUGCGAAAUACCGUCUGGAACACGAAUCGGAGGGAUCGGUAUAAACACGAAUCAAUAACCAGACCUACUCUUCCAAAGGUCUCAAUGAUAAAGAUGCGGCACCUUCGGCACCCAAUAUCGCUCCGGAAUCCUAACGUAAAGUUGAAGUCAAAGCAAUCAAGAACACCCGGGCUUCGUCACCCGCAGACAUCAUACCUCGACUUUAAGAGAAGAAAGCUAAAUACCCC
Molecule: messenger RNA, 1394 nt
Organism: Mytilinidion resinicola
Lineage: Eukaryota; Fungi; Ascomycota; Dothideomycetes; Mytilinidiales; Mytilinidiaceae
Product: NAD(P)-binding protein
Exons: 3
Coding region: 1-1098 (365 amino acids)
Molecular function (GO): oxidoreductase activity
Source: RefSeq, a predicted model, not a curated record